Papaver somniferum (opium poppy) is the source of this 1883-nucleotide messenger RNA. Its product is annotated as G2/mitotic-specific cyclin S13-7-like. Gene Ontology annotation, cellular component: centrosome; nucleus; cyclin-dependent protein kinase holoenzyme complex. The transcript has 6 exons. Gene Ontology annotation, molecular function: cyclin-dependent protein serine/threonine kinase regulator activity. Gene Ontology annotation, biological process: regulation of cyclin-dependent protein serine/threonine kinase activity; mitotic cell cycle phase transition. The record is from RefSeq and is a predicted model, not a curated record. Lineage: Eukaryota; Viridiplantae; Streptophyta; Magnoliopsida; Ranunculales; Papaveraceae. Bases 196 to 1560 code for a protein of 454 amino acids.
GAGAGAGAAGUAGCAGAAGAAGACUUAUAUAUUCUGAGUGAAAGAUUUGCAGAGAAAAGUGCGAAAGGGUUUUUCUUAGAGGUGGCGAAUUUCAAUCUUGAAGGGGAGACGCGAAGAGGCGGCUUCCAAUUGUUCCUGUCAUCUUUAUUUUCAAGUUUAGGAUUCAGUCAAGUUAAUCAAGAAGAAGAAGAAGCGAUGGGUUCUAGAGCAGUUCUUAAUCACCAACAACAAAGAGAUGUACCAGUUGCUGGGGCAGCCAAACAGAAGAUUAUUGCACCUGGAGGCGGCAAUAACAGGAGAGCCCUUGGAGAUAUUGGGAAUUUAGUGAAUGUUCGAGGGGUUGUUGGUAUCGAAGGGAAGGCACUACCAGCGAAUCGCCCUGUUACUAGGAGCUUUGUUGCGCAAUUGCUAUCAAAAGCACAAACUGCAGAAGAAGCUGCAAACCUUAAGAAACAAAUUCCAGCUAUUCCUGAUGGAGCUGUGGCUAAAAGAGUUGUAUCGAAGGGAGUGGCAGUUCAAAAGAACAGGAGACCUCUUGGAGAUAUUGGAAAUCUGAAGGUUGCUGUAAAAGCUAAACAAGAAGUGGUAAUCGAGGAUGGUGGUCCAGUUAUGGAAGAGACCAAAAAAGAAAAAUCCAAAAGUCAUCAUAAAUCUUCAAAGAAGAAGAAAGUUAUCACAAUGAGUUCCGUUCUUGAUGCUCGAAGCAAGGCUGCUCAGGGUGGUAUUGCUGAUAAACCCAAGGAGUCAAUCAUUGAUAUUGAUGGACCAGAUGCUGACAAUCACUUGGCAGCUGUUGAGUACGUUGAUGACUUGUAUAAAUUCUACAAGCUCACAGAGAGUUCAAGCCAAGUUCAUGACUAUAUGCACUUACAAGAUCAGAUAAAUGGGCUUAUGAGAAUGAUUCUUGUGGACUGGUUGAUUGAAGUUCAUAACAAAUUUGAACUCACUCCUGAAACUUUAUAUCUCACGAUCCACAUUGUUGAUCGCUACCUUGCGAUGAAUCUAGUUAUAAGAAGGGAGUUGCAGUUAGUAGGGAUUAGUGCUAUGCUCAUAGCAAGUAAAUAUGAAGAAAUCUGGGCUCCAGAAGUGAAUGACUUUGUUUGUAUCUCAGACAAGGCUUACAACAGAGAACAAAUAUUGGCCAUGGAGAAGGCAAUAUUGGGAAAGCUGGGAUGGACCUUAACUGUUCCUACUCCAUACCAUUUCCUAGUUCGUUUUGUCAAGGCUGCUGUUGCAGACAAAGAGAUGGAGAACAUGACAUUUUUCUUGGCGGAGUUGGGACUGAUGCAAUAUUCAAUGAUAAAGUACUGCCCAUCGAUGUUGGCUGCAUCUGCUGUCUAUGCAGCACAAUGCACCCUCAAGAAAACCCCUCUUUGGAAUGAUACAUUGAAGCUACAUACUGGUUUCGCUGAAGCUCAACUUAUUGAAUGUGCCAAAGAAUUGGUGAGCUUCCACUCUGCGGCUCCAGAACAUAAACUUAGGGUGGUUUACAGGAAAUACUCCAGUUCAGAACGUAGUGUCGUAGCUCUGCUUCCACCAGCCAAUAACCUCUUGGCUUGAUCUCCCCCUGCGAUUAUGGAUCAUUGGUGCUGUACUUCCCGCUUGCCAACAACCUCUUGGCUUGAUUGAUUGAUUCAGAGAGAGGAGUGCCUUUUAAUUUAGUGCUUUAUGUUAUACUGUGUCCUCAAGUGAUUAUCAUCAAACUAUGGGUCAUCACUGCUGUAUUGAUCGAGAGGUUUCAAUGAAACUAUGUGUUUUUAGCGUUUUUUUAACAAUUGCCUCAAUUUGGAGAUUUGCUAUUGCUUAAUGGAGUCAAUUUUGUUCAGAAAUGGUGUGUACAUACUCUAUGGUUUUAUUUGCGAUAUUAACAUGAACAAAUUUGG